Messenger RNA from Drosophila guanche, 3574 nucleotides. It is a transcript of the gene stac, whose product is annotated as protein unc-13 homolog 4B. The record is from RefSeq and is a predicted model, not a curated record. The transcript is spliced from 15 exons. The coding region runs from base 86 to 3520 and encodes 1144 amino acids. NCBI's taxonomy places the organism in Eukaryota, Metazoa, Arthropoda, Insecta, Diptera, Drosophilidae.
GUUUUGUACCAGUUAGUCUUCAACGUUAGUGCAUACUCGUCUUUCAUUCUUAGCUGUUGUUCCUCUGUGACUUAUAAACAUUGCAAUGGACGAGGAACAAAUGUGGAAAGGUUUUUUCGUUAAAUUGCACGAACUCAAAAUGAACCCACCAACAGAGCACGAGCAUCAGUUACAGGAUGGAGACGAUGGGUUUUUCGAAAAAUUCGGUUCGCUUUUACGACAGAAAUCUCAGUUAAAUGAAAACAUUUUAAAAACACCAUUGUCGACUUCAAAAGAGGAUAUUCAAACAGAAGAAAUCGAUUUGAUUAUAGAGAAACCUAAUCAUGCGGAAUAUCCCAGUAUUGACACAUUUGAGGAGGAAAGUGAUUUACAAAGUGAUACAAAUGAUAUUAGUGAUGCAGUUUUUGAUUCUGGAACUGUAAUGAAUGUUGAAGAUCUGUACGAGGAAAUUUUAUUUGAAAUUUAUAAUAAUAUUGGAUGCGAAAAUAACGAAGGACGCAUAGAAAGUCUUGUUGGAUUUGUACAAGAUGCCUUUAAAAUACCGAACUCGACGCAUUUGGAAAUUUGCGAUGUCGCCAGGCGGAAAGAGCCGCCAAAUGUUAGACUUAACAUAGAGAUUAUAAAGGCCGAGAAUUUGCUGUCAAAGGAUUCAAACGGCCUAUCUGAUCCGUUUGUUACAUUGUACUUGGAAUCAAAGAACUCACAUCGCUACAACUCAUCUGUUAAGCCCGCUACACUAAAUCCAAUAUGGGAGGAGCACUUUUCAUUACCAAUAGCUGAAAAUCCCCGUGAAGAAGUCUUAAUAGUCGAAGUUUGGGACUUUGAUGCUGCAGAAACGGUUAAGGAAAAAGUUAACAAAAUAAUGGAUGUGAAAGGUGUAAAAGGGCUUAGUAAAUUAAUGAAGGAAAUAGCUGUUACCGCCUCUUCAGGAAAACAUGAUAACGAGUUAAUAGGACGAGCAGCAAUUACACUCAAGUCUAUUCCAGUUUGUGGACUAACAGUAUGGUAUAAUCUAGAAAAAGGAAACAAAGCUCGAAGUCGAGGAUCAAUUUUGGUAAAUCUCACUCUAAGCGCUGAAAAGAACAAAAGCGUGGCCGUGCAGGAGCAUAAAAAUUUACUAAAGCUUUUAUUGAUGUAUGAGCUGGAAACCUCGCAAGUGGCGUAUUUUUGGUGGAGUGGAAAAUUUAGUUCAAACGCUGAAAUUAUCCGAUCCCAACAUGCCGUUCAAAGUGGAUUGAGUCCUGUGGAUUGCGCCAUUAGCCAAUGGCACGCAUAUAGUAUAAUACAUGAAACUCACAAACUGAAUUUUUCACUAUUUAAUUCUAUACUGGACAUAUUGACUCCAGUAAUUAGCUGUAUGCAGAAGGAUUCGGAAGAUCUUGCUACUUAUUGGGAUGGAGUAAGGCGUAUACUUCCCUCUUGUUUUGCAGUGAUACGAAAGAUACGAUACAAAAACGUCAGUGAUCUGAACGUAACAAGAGCUGUAAGCGAGGUUCUAGAUAUUUUGGGAAAAGUUAAAGUUUAUGAAGUUCCGGUGACAGUAGAUCUUUUUCCAACGUCUGUGUAUGGUUGGAUUCAUAGAGACGAUGCGAAUAAGAUAUGCAAUAUUGAUUCUGCCAUAAUAGAUGCUAUUAAUACCGGCACGAAAGAAUGGCUGGAACAUAUUGUAGAGGGUAGCAAAUACUCAUCAGAUAAUGAAACUGAUGAAGAAAAACUUCAGUAUAUCAUUAAACUUAUUCAAAUGAUCCGGUCUGACCUUCAACGUGCAAUGGAAUAUUUCGAUAAACUGUUUUACCACAAAAUUCAAUUAAACUAUUCCGCCAUCCUUUAUUUGUUAUACGACUCAAAGCUAACUGAUAUCUGUAAAUCAAUUGUCAAAGACGUUUGCAAUAACAUUAAAAGAUUGGAUGUGCCAGACGAUCAAUUCGAAUAUUUGCCGAAAAUCGAUAAUUUGAAUAUGGGAACAACAUUGUUUGAACUUUAUUUGGUGCUCAAGCGAUACGUCCAACUAGGAGAAUCACUGUGUACCGACGAAUUGGAAAUGAGUGGAUUUUAUCAAUGGUUUGAGACAGGUGUGACACACUGGCUUGACAUUUCAAUAAUAAAGGCCCUCAAUCGUAUCCAGAAAGCAAUAGAUCUCGAUCAGCUGGUUGCGGUUGACGAAACCGUAAAAUACAGCUCUUCUGCCGUGGAUACUCUUUCAAUUUUUUAUCAAAUUAAAAUAUUUUGGCAGCAACUUGAUUGGCCAGAAGUUGAGGGCUCCUAUACAUUUAUAGCUAAAAUUGUUAAUGAUCUAUGUCGAUGCUGCAUUUUCUACGCUCAAAGAAUGUCACAAAGAGUCGAAAAGUUAACUAAACUCGGGGAUAAUAACAAGAUGUUCAUUCUAUCAGAGGAGUGGUGCUUAGCUAUUAACAAUAUGGAUUACAUCCGCCAGAGCUUACCAUCUUUCAUAAAGGAACUUGGCAUCGACAAUGUCAUCCAAAAACUGGGAGAAUAUCGCACAAAUUUAGAGGCUGACAGAUGCUCAUCUACUAUUCAUGCUGUUAUUGAAAAUGCAUUAGACACCGAACGCAAUCAAAUUGUUGAGCUCAUUGAAAUUGUUGCCCAUAAAAUGGCACCCCCAAUGAAACUCUAUUUGGCCGAAGGUGCGGAAGUCCUUCAUAAGGACUCAAAUUCAAUGGACCAGCUGAUGAUGUACUUAGAAAGUUCAUUGGAUACUCUCUACAACACACUUAACGAAGUUAACUUUGGAAGAAUACUGGAAAGCAUUUGGUCAGAACUAUCAAUAAUACUGUAUGACCUAAUUCAAUCAAAUCUUGAUAAACGACGGCCACCAGCAUAUUUCAAAAAUUUAAAGGAAACUCUUCAGACAAUGAUUUAUUGUUUUAAAAUGGGUAACGUUGAAACGGACGUAGACAUUUUGUCUACAAUUAAAAUUAGGCUGGACGCGUAUGCCCUUGAAACAGCAGAUCUUAUUCAUCAAUAUUAUAUUGAGCGUUUGGAAUAUCAAAAAAAUCAACCUUUAUCACCCUUUGGCCAACUUACCAUUAGGGCUGAGUUUACAGAUUCAAGUUUAUUACUUACCAUUUUAAAUGCGCGCAAUUUGCUUCCAAUGGACUCAAAUGGCUUGGUCGAUUCAUUUAUUAAAGCUAGUUUCAUGCCCACAAUUCGAUUCAAUGGUGUAUCACCAGUUAAAACAGCUGUUCACCAUAAAAAUUGUUUUCCACUGUACGAUCAGGAAUUUUGUAUAAUUUUGAAUGAGCAGCAGCUGGCCGCAGGAGAUAGCUUGAUCUUGUUCAGUGUAAAAGAUAAGGAUCUAUUUGGCAUGUCGAGUCAGUACAUAGGAGAAUGCUAUAUAUCAUUCACAGAUCUCAGGGAAUCUGAAGGAGAACAAAUAAUUAUGAACUUGUCUCGCCCAGAGUAUACAGAUUCCGAUACACUACGUGCUCUGGAGUUUAGACAAGGCGAUAAACAGGCUAAGGACUUCAUAAAAAAAUUGAAAAACAAAUCGUAUUCCUAAGAUGCAACAUUGUCUUAAAAUUUGAUUUUAAAGAUCAAAAUAAAUGUGGCAUUU